CAAAAGAAGCUUACGGCUCUGGAAAUCAGGGCAAAAGAAGGUCUAAGAAUGCGGCUGUUCGUAAUGUUCCUGAUUAUUUGUACGGUUUAUGUGAGCGCAUCGGCUCAGGAUUCGUCCCCAGAAGACAUUGUGGAGGCAACCUCGGCGCCCAGGAUGACGUGGGAUACAUUCAUGCGCAACAUGACUUCAGUAUUUGGGACGGUGCUACAUAAAAUGUUUCCUCACAUGGUGCGAGCCAGUUCAGAGGUGGAAGUAGGACCUGAAUGUAUGGCUGCUUAUUUCAAAGUGUUCCUUGGACUGCGCAAGCUGAAAGGAUGGGCUGUCAGAUUGGUGGAUUCGUCAGGCAAGCCCACGGAUGGUCUUUUAGAAGGGACACUGGCUUUCCUCGGUGCUUUCGACGAAUGCUUGGACACAGUAGUGCUGGACGAGACGGAAGAGGCGCAGCUUAUCUUCAGGGGUAAAUACUGCACUGCCCAAGUGGCUCCCAAGUGGUCGCUGCAAGAGCUCUUCCACAACGACUCCCACGCACACGCUGAACUGGCUAGCUAUCUACCAAAGAAAGAGAUGCUGAAAAAUGCGUUGCGCAUUCCAGGGAGCCUCCUGGUGUUCCGCUUAGGCCUGUGCGUUCCUUCUGUCUGUGCAAGAGAAGACAUCGAAAAAAUGGUCAAGUACACGGUCGGUCACCUGGAUAUGAAGGCUGAAGUCACAGAGUGCCAAAUCAAGGAAGACAAGCCAUUGACCAAAAUACAGAUUGUGGUCAUAGUCGUGUUAUCCGCCUUCUUUGUGCUCUCCAUUGUGGGAACGCUGCUGGACUACUCUCGGAGAAGAGGAACAGAAUCGACAAGGAAUGGCGAGAAAGCUUACGCUGAUAAGAAUCAUGACAAAACGCUCAAGCAGGUCACUCUUCCUGCCAUCGUUAUGGAAGUCCUGCUGACAUUCUCGGCGUUCGGAAUCCAGACUUCCAACGGCAAACGCACAUCCCUUGCUGUGCUUCAUGGCAUACGAUUCCUGUCAAUGGCCUGGAUCAUAUUUGGACACAGUUACUUUUUUAUAGAGAGCGUCCAACCCUUUCGCGGACUGUUCAACGGUCACGAAAUGUACUCGGACAACUUUUUCUUCUCCGGCAUCAUAAACUUUACGCUGGGUGUGGACUCGUUUUUUCUGAUAAGUGGCUUACUCGUAGUGUACACUUCCUGGAGAGAGCUCGAGGAAAAUGACGGAAGACUGAACGUGAUCCGAUUCCUGUUCAAUAAAUAUUGGAGGAUGACGCCCCCGCUAGUAUUGGCCCUCGGGCUUCUGUUCCUUAUGCCGGCCCUCGGUGACGGUCCAUUCUGGAGCGACAUCAUGGGCACUGAAAUUCAACUCUGCGAAAAAUCCUGGUGGUCAAAUUUGCUAUACAUUAACAAUUUCUGGCCUUCCAAAGAUAUGUGUCUUGUGGCCACUUGGUACCUAGCGUGCAACUUCCAGUUCUUCGUUGUUUCAGUGUUCAUCCUCAUAUUGCUCUACAACUGGCCCAAACUUGGACUGAGUGUAACGUUUCUGCUUCUGCUGGCGGGAAGUGUCACAUCUGGAGUGAUUACGUACCUGUACAAGUUGCCUCCAGGACUCAUAUUUUACCCUGACCUAGAUACCGUUUCGACUCUGGCGACACUCGUGUAUCAUAAGCCGUACAACCACAUCGGCUCCUUCUGUGUCGGCAUCUACCUCGGCUACCUGAUUGUGAAGUUCCGGAACGUGAAGCUGAAGCCGCUGACUCAAGUGAUAGGCUGGUGCACAUCCUUCGCCGUAGGCGUGGCAGUGCUGUGGGCAGCGUAUCGUUGGAACGCCGAACUGCCUCCUCCGAGAGUAGCUGCCGUCUACGCGGCCACGCACAGAGUUGCCUGGUGUAUUGCUCUGAGUUGGCUCACUUUUGCUUGUAUAACCGGCCAUGGUGGAUUCAUAGAGAGGAUACUGUCCUGGGGUCCAUUCAGCGCCCUCGGAAACUUGUCCUACAUGGCCUACAUCACACACCCUGUGGUCAUGCUCUAUCACGCUAGCCGCACUAGGGAUCUAAUCUACUACAGCCAGUACGAGAAGGUGUACGCGUUCUUUGGACACUUUCUGACGACGCUCACCAUAUCUGCCAUCUUCUACAUCAUUAUCGAGAUACCUUGCACCCGUUUGGGUGCCAUUUUACUCAGGGGAAGGCUUUUCCAGACUUCUACCGAGAAUCACGUCAACAAAAAUGGCAAAGUCAACGCAAAUGGCUCGGUUGCGGACACGAAAACGUGUAAAAUGAAAAUGUCCGCGAACGGUGCAGCACAAGAAAAAAAUGUUUUCACGUUAAGCGGGAAUGAAGUAUCGAACAAUAACACAUCCAGUCACCUGUGACAAACUCUCAAAUAAUGAUAUUUCCUCUUCACCCGCUAAAGUCAGAUGUGUUUUCGUUAAAAGCAAAUGCUCGAGGUGGGACACAUAACGAGUUACAACCUGAGCCAUCAUUUCGCUUUCAUAAAGAAGGUUUCUAUAGACUGGGAUGAUGUAAAGUCUAUAUGACGCAAAUGUGAUACGCAGCUAUGAGCGCUAACCUAACCGAAACGCAAGUCUCUCCUCAUUAUCGGCACCCGUACGUUUUCCUGCCUCAAACACUUAAUCUGAAUGGACAGAAAUGCGUACAAGAACGUAGAAUGAGAAUUGAAUUCCAGACGCUUUUAGGAAAGUUGCUGAAAUGCGACAGCGUGCAACCAAAACCAUGGACGUUGAACCCUCCAAUGUCAAAGAAGAACCCGUUCCAUCGAGUGUCCUGUUUGCUGAUAUGUCGAGCGUGCCUAUUGUCGGAUUUCACGAAUGCAUCGUUCUGUUAAUUAUUUUACGCAUGUUGUCUCGACAGAGUCGACGUGACACAUGGCAGUAUAAUGCCAGUUGCACGUUGUUACCUGGCUGGAUGCCAGUUCAGUGAAUUUGUACAGGGUAUCUUGCUGUAUUUUUAGCGACCGCGAAUAAAGGUAUGUCAGAAACAAGUUUUACGAAUGACA
Ornithodoros turicata is the source of this 3014-nucleotide messenger RNA. Its product is annotated as nose resistant to fluoxetine protein 6-like. The transcript is spliced from 15 exons. Gene Ontology annotation, molecular function: acyltransferase activity, transferring groups other than amino-acyl groups. NCBI's taxonomy places the organism in Eukaryota, Metazoa, Arthropoda, Arachnida, Ixodida, Argasidae. The record is from RefSeq and is a predicted model, not a curated record. Bases 49 to 2370 code for a protein of 773 amino acids.